AUGGCCACAAAAACACACUACACCACCCCCAAUCGAACUCAUGGCGGCUCUACCCAGGAUGAGAUCCAAAAGGAGCCAGACUGGGCAAACGCCAACCACAAUCGAAUUGGGCUCCGAGAUCAACACGACCGACAAUUUGGGUACACCCACGCGGGAGAUGAUAGCUGGGAUGAAGAAGAGCACCGCGAGUUCCUGGCCUGGGCGAAGAAAGAGUCGGAGCAACUCGGACGAGAGAUUCAUGAUCAUGAGUUGGUUACUGUGCGCGAAUUCCUGGCAAAGCAGGAGGACUAUCAUUUGAGAUUUCCAGAGAAUCAUCCGCGGGGAUGGCGCUACGUUCUGCAAACCACAGAAGACUUUAUCAAGUACAAACAAGACUGGCCCGUCAACGUGAAGAAGCGACAGCAAGAAGAGGAAGAGAAGAAGAAAAAAGAAGCAGAGGAACCGGACAAAGCAAAAGAGAACGGCAAUCCCAAGGAAACCGGUCAAAGCCAGGAUCCGAAAAAGGAACACGAAUGGCGCAGAGAUCGUGGCGAGAACGAAACGCACCAUGACGCUCAUGCCGUAAACUCCGACGAUACGCCGGGCAACAAGUCACACGAAAGUCUCGAGGACAAAUACUCUCCACAGGAGAUAGCCCUUCUCCGUCUUUUGCAAUCAGAAAGCGAAUUGAUGCAGACUAUCAAGCAAAACGAUGGAAGCGUCAAGUCUCCCGUCAAACUAGCCGACGCCCAGGACCUUUCCAUCGAUGAGGCCGAUCAAUUCACCCCGGACAAUUGGAUUCCACGAUCUCCUCAUUUGAUUCGGCUGACCGGCAAGCAUCCGUUGAAUGGUGAGCCCGAAUUGACUGCAUUGUUCAAAGCCGGCUUGAUCACUCCUAAUCAACUGCAUUACGUGCGCAACCACGGACCGGUGCCGCAUCUUUCAUGGGAAACGCACCAGAUCGAUGUUGCCGAUGGUAAACUGAUCCUGUCAAUGGAUGAUUUGCAAAAUAACUUCCAAGCAAUCAACAUCGCGGUCGCUCUUGCAUGCGACGGAAAUCGCCGAAAAGAGCUCAAUAUGAUCAGAAGAUCGAAGGGGUUCAGCUGGGGAGCUGGCGCGAUUAGUUGUGCCUUCUGGAAGGGAGCGCUUCUACGUGAUUUGCUGCUCGCAGCGGGCAUCGACGAUGAGAGCACUCGAAAAGAUGCAACCCGUCGAUGGGUUCAUUUUGAAGGGGCCGAUGAGUUGAGUGAGGGCAAAUACGCAACGUCAAUUCCCCUCGCAUAUGCCAUGGACCCCGAGAAUGACGUGAUGCUCGCCUACGAGAUGAAUGAUGCUCGACUUCCCCCGGACCACGGCUACCCCGUGCGCUUGAUGAUUCCUGGAUUUGUCGGUGGGCGCUGUGUCAAAUGGCUUCGUCGAAUCUGGGUCUCGGAGAAGGAAAACGACAGCUACUACCACAUUUGGGAUAACCGCGUCGUGCCCAGCUUCAUUCGAGAGAAGGACUCGGAAUUUGCAAAGACCAUGUUCCACCAUCCAAGUACGGCCUGCAAUGAGCAGAAUCUUAAUUCGAUCAUUGUCAAGCCCGAGCAAGGAGAGCGGAUCUCUCUUGCGGAUGUCAAAUCAAAGCAGGCAUAUCGCAUCUCCGGUAUCGCCUAUGAUGGCGGCGGUCAUGAGGUUCAACGAGUGGAAGUGAGCUUGGACAACGGAAAGACGUGGCUGUACUGCGUACGUGAGUUCCCCGACUAUCCUGUUCGUCAUGGUAGGAAGUUCUGGACAUGGCUUCAUUGGCACGUCGAUGUUGGCCUCUCCCAUCUUGUUCGAGCAGAAAGCAUCACAGUUCGCUGCUUCAACGUUUUUAAGAACACCCAGCCUCGGGAGCCGUCAUGGAACAUAAUGGGGAUGAUGAACAAUUGCUGGUACACGAUUCGUCCAGAGAUCGUCCGAGACGAAGACCAAGACGCAAUCACUCUCCAAUUCCGUCACCCUUGUGAGCCAGGCACAGGCAAGGGAGGGUGGAUGCAGCCCUCAACAGAGAAUCAAAUGGACCAAAUCGAACACGAGGUAGCAUCGCCGCAGAAGCAAUUCACUCGGGAAGAGAUUGAAAAGCACAACAAAGAAGAUGAUUGCUGGAUCAUCGUCAACGGCAAGGUAUACGACGCGACGAGCGUGCUGGACUGGCACCCUGGUGGCAAGGCAACGAUCCUCAGCCACGCAGGUAAAGUUCACGCUGAGACGACCGAGGCGUUUGAGAGUAUUCAUGACGAUUAUGCGGAGCAGAAAUUGAGCGAAUGCGUGAUUGGCGUCGUGACCGAAAAAGCCCAAGGUUUCAUCAGGAAGCAAGCCGAGGAAGCCGCUAAAGAGAAAGCCAACUCGGCUGAGACAAAAUCGGAUAUCAUUUUGAAUCAUCACCGCUGGAAUGUUGUGAGAUUUGUUGAGAAGCACGCCCUCUCGCAAGACACCAAUCGAUACUCAUUCAAACUCCCUGCCGGUACGAAGAAACUCGGUCUGGGAACGUGUCAACAUCUCCAGUUGGGAUUCCACUUCAGCGACCGACUGGUUGUACGACCGUACACGCCGACAAGACCCAUCUUUGAAAAGGAGGAAGAUGGCACCUUUGAUCUCGUUGUCAAAACGUAUCCACCUGACAAGUCUCAACCUGGCGGGACAAUGAGCAAUAUUCUUGAUUGUUUGGAGCCAGGCGAGGAGAUUGAAGUCAAGGGACCGACGGGCGAGAUCAUAUACCUGGGCCAGGGCAAGUUCAAGAUCAAUCAACAAGAGUGCCACUUCAACAAAGUGACUUUGGUGCUGGGUGGUUCAGGUAUCACGCCAGGAUAUCAGCUCAUUUCUCGGGUCUUGCGCGCCAAGAAGCUAGGCGAGGAGGAAGAUCAAACUGUGUUGAGGGUCAUCGAUGCCAACAAAACUGAAGGUGAUAUUCUUUUGAGAGAGGAGCUGGAUCAACUGGCCAAAGAGCAUCCAAAUCAAUUCCAGAUCACGCAUGUUCUUUCACAUCCGUCCGAGGAUUGGAAAGGGGAGAAGGGUCAUGUGAACAAGGAGAUUCUGGAAAAUAACGGCUUUCGUCCCGGCAAGGACACCGUGGCGUUGCUCUGUGGUCCCCCGACGAUGAUCCAGAAAGCUGUGCUUCCGGCAUUGCAAGAGAUGGGUUACAAGGAAGAUGAGAAUGUGUUUGGAUUCUAA
Molecule: messenger RNA, 3174 nt
Organism: Penicillium diatomitis
Lineage: Eukaryota; Fungi; Ascomycota; Eurotiomycetes; Eurotiales; Aspergillaceae
Product: putative nitrate reductase
Exons: 5
Coding region: 1-3174 (1057 amino acids)
Molecular function (GO): oxidoreductase activity; molybdenum ion binding
Source: RefSeq, a predicted model, not a curated record